AUGAGCGGCGACAAGAUGGAGGUCGAGCUGGCCGAGCAGAAGAUGAACUCGAUGGAGCACAGCGAGCAGCAUUACUUUAAGAGCUACGACCACCAUGGCAUCCACGAGGAGAUGUUGAAAGACGAAGUGCGCACACGAUCGUACAUGAACGCCAUUAUCCAGAACAAGCACAUCUUUAAGGACAAGGUUGUUCUCGAUGUUGGCUGCGGUACCGCUAUUCUCUCCAUGUUUGCCGCUAAGGCCGGUGCCAAGCAUGUUAUCGGUGUUGACAUGUCCACCAUCAUCUUCAAGGCCCGCGAGAUCGUCCAGGCCAACGGUCUCUCCGAUAAGAUCACCCUCCUCCAGGGCAAGAUGGAAGAGGUUCAGCUGCCCUUCCCCAAGGUCGACAUCAUCAUCUCGGAGUGGAUGGGCUACUUCCUUCUCUACGAGUCCAUGCUGGACACUGUCCUCUACGCCCGAGACACCUACCUUGAGAAGGAUGGUCUUAUCUUCCCUGACAAGGCCACUAUCUUCUUUGCUGGUAUUGAGGAUGGUGACUACAAGGACGAGAAGAUUGAGUUCUGGAACGAUGUCUAUGGCUUCGACUACACCCCCCUGAAGGCCACUGCUCUGUCUGAGCCCCUUGUCGACACAGUGGAGGUCAAGGCUGUCGUGACCGACCCCGCCCCCGUGCUCACUUUGGACCUCUACACCUGCACCACUGCCGACCUGGCCUUCCAGAUCCCCUUUAAGCUUAAGGCUAACCGUGACGACUUCAUCCAUGCCCUCGUCUCAUGGUUCGACAUCGACUUCACUGCUUGCCACAAGCCCAUCCGCUUCUCCACUGGCCCCCAUACCAAGUACACCCACUGGAAGCAGACCGUCUUCUAUUUUGAGGACGUCCUCACCGUUCAGGAGGGCGAGGAGGUGACAUGCAACCUUGAUGUCAGGCCCAACGACAAGAACAGGCGUGACCUUGACAUUCAGAUUGCCUACGACUUUGUGCCCGAGGACGGCAACCGUUCUUCCAAGGGUCACAUGGUGUACCGCAUGUGCUAAAGUGCUUUUUUUUUAGCCAAAAUAUUUUUCGCUGACGAUGACACGAAACACGGGGAACUGAGCGGUAAGGAAAAUGACGGGAAGGGGUAGAUACAUUUGCAAUCUCGGGAGCUGUGUACAAGGCGGCUGGCAUCUUACUUGCAUCUUGGACGGGGAGGGGAUAAAAACACGUUUUCUUAAUACCUAGAUUAAGAGAAAACCAUCACUACGAGGGAAUGGCGUGGCUGGUUGAACGACCCCGUCAUGAGUGAUACCACAAUUUUCAGCACUCCGGAGCUACCUAGUCUAUAGAUCGAUUGCUUCAACAUGAUGGAUUACAUGCA
This is a messenger RNA of Fusarium vanettenii 77-13-4, 1361 nucleotides long. Its product is annotated as protein arginine N-methyltransferase. The record is from RefSeq and is a predicted model, not a curated record. Bases 1 to 1038 code for a protein of 345 amino acids. Gene Ontology annotation, biological process: peptidyl-arginine methylation. Gene Ontology annotation, cellular component: nucleus. Gene Ontology annotation, molecular function: protein-arginine N-methyltransferase activity. NCBI's taxonomy places the organism in Eukaryota, Fungi, Ascomycota, Sordariomycetes, Hypocreales, Nectriaceae. The transcript is spliced from 6 exons.